AUGCUCUCGGGCCUAGUCCUCCAAGAGGAACGCCGGGCCAGACGAGGCGGCGGCGGCCGUUCUCGCGAGGCUUGGGCCCUCGGCGGGGCGGGCUCAGCGGGCGCCGGUUUUGGGCUGGGCGUGGUCUUCUCGGUCAUCUUCUUCAAAAGGAAGACGUGGCCCCUUGCUUUCGGGUCCGGGAUGGGCCUAGGAAUGGCUUAUUCAAAUUGUCAACAUGAUUUCCAGUCUCCUUACCUUCUCCAUGGAAGGUUUGUCAAGGAGCAGUGACAGAGAGCCGGAAGACACUUUAGUGGCAGAAGAAUGAAGACACUCAUGGGAUUCUGCAGGGAAUUCAGGACGGCCCUUCGCCUCGAGCCGCCGGUCUUCGGAAGCCACCCAUCGUCCUUACCCGCCUGGCGAGCCAGUUGCUGAUGCCUGGAAACACCCCUCCCCCCCUUUUUUGUAUCUUCUUUUUUCUUGAGCCGCGGGGAAGACACCACGGCAAAGAAGGUGCUGCUUUGGGGAAAACACAAUAAAAACAAGACGACACACACACA
Pogona vitticeps (central bearded dragon) is the source of this 536-nucleotide messenger RNA. Lineage: Eukaryota; Metazoa; Chordata; Lepidosauria; Squamata; Agamidae. The record is from RefSeq and is a predicted model, not a curated record.